AUGUCGCGUUCUCGUUCUCGUUCUCGAUCUCGCUCCACAUCCCGAUCGAAGUCUCCUGCCAAGCCCUCUUUAGCUGCUCCUAAACGGCCCCGAUCCAUCAGUAAUAAGCGCCCCAGCAAAGCUCAGAAAAGAAAGCGCUCUGUUUCACCAAAGAAGAGCACCUCUCGCGGCCGAUCCUCGAGCAAGCCUAAACCAGCAAAGAGGGCAAAGUCAGCCAAGAAAUCAAAGCCAAAGAAGGCGAAGAAACCAGCUAAGAGGUCCCCCCAAAAGACAGCAAAGAAAUCAGCAAAGAAGUCCCCCAAAAAGACAGCAAAGAAGGCUGCAAAGAAACCCAUGAAAAAAGCUGCCAAAGGAAAGUCUAAGGCGAAAUCAGCUAAAAAAGCCAAGUAA
Haliotis rufescens (red abalone) is the source of this 390-nucleotide messenger RNA. RefSeq names its product histone H1, gonadal-like. Gene Ontology annotation, cellular component: nucleosome. Gene Ontology annotation, biological process: nucleosome assembly. Bases 1 to 390 code for a protein of 129 amino acids. Lineage: Eukaryota; Metazoa; Mollusca; Gastropoda; Lepetellida; Haliotidae. The transcript has a single exon. Gene Ontology annotation, molecular function: DNA binding; structural constituent of chromatin. The record is from RefSeq and is a predicted model, not a curated record.